Molecule: messenger RNA, 423 nt
Organism: Humulus lupulus (European hop)
Lineage: Eukaryota; Viridiplantae; Streptophyta; Magnoliopsida; Rosales; Cannabaceae
Product: mediator of RNA polymerase II transcription subunit 15a-like
Exons: 2
Coding region: 5-307 (100 amino acids)
Molecular function (GO): transcription coactivator activity; chromatin DNA binding
Source: RefSeq, a predicted model, not a curated record
GACUAUGGUGAUCUUGUUGCAAGCAAUUCAUGCUCUUAAAGACGAAAUUAGGGAAAUAAAUCAGCGUCUUAUUGACACUGUUAUUGAUAUUAGUGAGGAAUCAAGUGUUGUAGCAGCUGCUGCUGAAGGAGGUGAAGGGACCAUUGUCAAGUGCUCUUUCAGCGCCGUGGCACUCAUUCCAAACAUGAAAUUGCAAUAUGCUUCAGCACAGAUGUCUUCAAUACAGCCAUUAAGGUUGCUUGUCCCCACAAAUUAUCCCAACUGUUCCCCAAUACUAUUGGACAUAUUUCUAGUGGAAGUCAGGUAAGGGAAAAAUCACACCAAAUCCUCUCAAAUAACACGGAAAAGUUUUCAGUUGAUGUUGUGAUAGUUGAUGUGUAUCUCUUGGAGAACUUUUUGUUCAGAAAAAUGUAGUUUGAAAAG